AUGGCAAGAUAUUGCCUUGCAUUUGAGUCAAUUAAAUUGUUUUUGGGAUUACAAGGAAAUGAAGAUUUAAAUGAUCUGGUAGGAAUGUCAAUCCGCCUCAUAUCAUUCUGCCAGUGCUUUGAAUUGCCCUCCUGUUGCAAUGCUAUUUUAUAUUAUUUUAUAUUUUAUUGUUGGACAGUGAAGCAAGACAUAGCAAACGGCACGAGUGGAAACGGGACUCGAAGUCCUAUGCGAGGCACUCUACCUUUUUUUACAAAUUAAUGAAAUUACAAAAUUACUCUUACUAUUACUAUUACUAUUACUAUUACUGCAACCAAUGAACAUAUGCCAAUUGCUUGAAGCUCAGACGUUUUUAUGUGGUUAAACAUAGUUAAACUGCGAAGGUCUGCAGGACAAGCUAUUUUACACAUACAGUUCCAAGAACGACUACUGGAAAAUAUUUGUUUUAGGGACCGGUCAUAAAGUAACUGCUAGGGUGGGCCAGAGGAAAAAAGAGGUUUUCAAAAACAAACCCGAUGGCCCAUCGUAGGUCAUUGGAAAAAUUUCACGACCCAUCCUGAAUAUGUACAGUAUAGCAGUCACUUUGAUCAAACCAUGCACUGAGAGUUUGAGUCACUUACUCAUAACUCAGUUGUAUAGUAGUUAAGUUGCAUGUAUUCAGUGCAAACAGGCUAUAUGUGUUUCAUGGCCCAUCCAUUUGUACAAAAAACAAAUCGAUGGCCCACCCAAACUGAUGAAAAUAAUUCCAUGGCCCAUCCUUAUUUCCUCCGGCCCAUCCUAGCAGUUACUUGAUAUGACCGGUCCCUUACACGAUGGAACUCUAACGGUACGAGAGAAAGAUUUUCACAGUUAUGAGUACGAUUACGACGAACAAACGACACACAAUUAGAAAUAUUUAAAUCGCAAAGUCCAUUCAGCAACUUAAAGAAAUAUGUCAAAUCCUUGAUCUCUCUGUCGUAUGUCAACGGGAGAAGGUUUAAGAUCUGUUAUAAGGUUUAAUAUAUUUCAUAUAUAAGUGCGACCCAAUUCAAAGUCUGGACCGCGCAUCCAAAUGACACGUUUUGCGUCAGGAUAAAUUUUAGUUGAACUUUCACAUGUAGCUGAAACUGGAAGAAAUAGGAUAUGCAUGUCAAAUUAUUCAGCUGUUCAAUCAUCAUUUGAAUAUGGCAACAAAAAGUACUAAAAAACGAUUAGUUUCUACACGGUUGACUUGCUUUAAAUUAGAAAAAAUAAUCCCUUAUACAUGUAAGUGUAUCUUUCCUUAUUUUGCUUUACACAGAAGACAAAAUAUGCUAGUACAAAAAUUAUUUAAUGACAGGUGCUAUUGCGGCUUUUGGUGAACGCCAGAUAACGUUUUCGUGUAGACAAGUAAAUGAAACAUGGCGGCGCCCUCCCCCAUCCCCUAUACCCCCUGCUAUAUAUAGUGUCCCCAGUAUAAGUAUAUCUAUUACUCUGUUUUCUAUACAGAGUUCUGUUUAUCUGAAUCAUGGUAUGAUUUUUUUUAUUUACCCUAACAAGGUCAACGUUGUGUGCCAAUGUAAAGAAUUCAUUGAUUUGAAGCUAAGGAAUAACGAGAAGAAAGUGCUAAAUACUUUAAAUAAGGACAAAAACCGAGUAACUAUCAGGUAUACAGCUAUUUCAAUUAAGGUUGUCCCCCGAGCAAAGUGGAAAAGUCGAAUACGAGCGUGAAAGGCUGCUGGGAAUCGCUAAUAAAUGAAUGAAUUUAUUAGCGAUUCCCAGCAGCCUUUCGCGCUCGUAUUCGACUUUUCCGCUUUGCUCGGGCGACAACCUUAAUUGAAAUAGCUGUAUACCAUACUACAUGAAACAGUCCUUACAUUUUAAAUAUAUGCGUUGUUCCAAAUAUGUUUAUUUACAGCCCAGACUUAUAUUUGAGCAAUAAUUUUGAACAGUCUGUUGGCCUACCAGUGUUAGUAGUGCCAGUAAUAACGAAAAUUCGGCUGAUAGAGAUGCACGUAUCUGAAAACUACACGGAGAAAUUCGACGGUUCGAGCGAAGGCCCUUCAACCGGAAGUUAGCGAGGAAGGGCCUACCCGACGUCUUACCUUCGCUCGAAACGUUGAAUUUCUCCUUGUAUUUUUUAGGUAGUUGCAACUCUAUCAACCGAAAUUUUGUUAAAUUUGACCAACUGAUAUUCAUCGUAUCUUUCAGAAUUUAUCAAAGAAAAGUUAUUAAAUCCUUAGUACAAAAUUUACAUGUGACUUGUUCCACUAGCCAAUGACUAAGUUGCUUUAAAUUUUAAUUUAUAGGUUUCCUAUAAAUGGAAAGAUUAAGACAACGGAACAGAAGAUCAGUUGGUAAGAAAUUAUGCAACUUCACAACUAACCAGUGGUGCCUAAAUUACUUUGAAUUUGUACUCGAGUAAAAGUAGAAGUAUUAACAAUAAAACGACUUGAGUAAGAGUAAAAAGUACUGGAAGCAAAACGUACUUAAGUAAAAAGUACAAAGUAUCCUUAAAAAAUACUUGAAGUACAAAGUAAAAGUACUAUUGUCUGUAGCGUGUAGAGGGGGAGGGGAACUUCUCCAAUGGAUUGACAUACCAAAGACACAAACAACACACGCAUUAUAUGCGUGCACAGAAUAUACAAUAUUUCACGGCAUUGUCUACUUUCCAGACCCUGUUGAAGAUAUAAGAAAUGCAUUAAAUAAAUAAUUCUUAUAAGUAAGUCAUAAACGAGAGGUCCCAGACGCAUGUAGAGGUCGUAUUACCUUUCCCGAAAUUAAAAUAAACCAGAAAUAAAUCGCGUAAAAUUAAACAAAAGUUAGAAAGUAACGAAAUACUUUGCCGCAAAAUGAAAAUAACGAAGUAAAACGUUACUUUUUAAAAUUACUUCGUUCCAAGUAAAAGUACUCCAGAAAACUGUUACUUUGUUACAUGCUGACUUCUCAAAAAUAGUACUCAAGUACAGUAACGAAGUACAUUUACUUCGUCACUUCACACCACUGCAACUAACCCAAUUCUAAAUGAGUUUAAUUAAUUUAUGUGUAACAAAAUACUUUAUUUAAGUAAUAUUGCAAAUCCGACUAUGAGGACUGGACCUCCGAAUUGGAAGAUUUGAAAUGACAUUUCAUACGGAUAAAUCACAACUUAAAGUGAGGUGAAUUAAUUCAGUCCAUGCAAGGACUGAAUUAAUUUUGAUCGGACUGGAUCAAUACACUUCACUAGUUCACCAGGUAUCCAAUAUUAUUAUGUGAACAAAAUAAAGCAAAUAUGUGCAUGGUUGGCUAAUUUACUCGAAACUAUUUAGGAGUUUAAUUAAGAUUUUGAUUUCAUUUACCUAUGACAAAAUACUUGUAUAGUACUUGUGAAAACCCACCAUUAAUAGAUUCUGUUAUCAGUAAUUAUGCAAAUUUUAAAUAUGGAAUGUUUGAAUUUUCUUAAACUUUAAUAUUCUGUUGCCACAUCAGAAGAAAAAUAAUCUCUGCAUCGUCCGGACUAGCACUAUCGAAUCGUGUUGUAAUUUGAACAUAAAUAGCAAGUUGAUGGAUAACACAAGUUAUUUUGAUUAUGUAUCAAUUUGUCAUAGCACUUCAAAUGGACCAAAUGUAAAAGGCUGCCCACCCUCUUCCAGAAGAAAUGAUUUUCAAAAUUGCUGAAGAAAUGAACGUAUAUAACAAAACUUUAUCUCUUUAGUUUGCUUCAAGCAACACUUGGAUGUCUUCCAAUCAACGAAUUUUCAUUGAAUCAAGACGUUACGGUAACUGAUCUCUAUUUGCAAUAACUCGUUCAUUCGUGUAGUGUUUGACAACUAAAACUGGAUUCUCCAUUUUUUCCAGAAAAUCUUUCGAUCUGGGCAACGUGUCUCUAAAUGUGAGUAAUAACAAAUAUGUUAUUCAGACCUUAAAUAUUUGAUACUUGGCUGAGUUAAAAACCUGAGUUUUUGUCCAUUUAGGUUUGUAUGAAUUUUGUAUGCUACAAAACAAUUACAAUUUGCUGAUGAACGCCUUGCAGUUAAGCAAGUGUUUUAGAUCCAGGUGAGGUGACCUAAAAAUUUAAACAUAGUAUAUUAAUAUAAGAAGACAGAUGGAGGCACGGCCAAUAAAUACAGUGAGCACGGAUAACAACCCCGAACAGAAAUACAGUAUAAAACAAACACCGGGCAAAAUAAAAACCCAAGAUAUGGACUAAAACAAAAUUAUUGUGUUAUUAUUAAGACAAUAUUUCAUCAGGGUGCCCAACUCAUAAAUAGUGAUUUCAGUGAGGCCCUGAGACGAAUCACAAAUAGUGAUUUCAGUGGGGCCCUGUUGAGACUUUAAAUGGUUAUAUACUUCGAUCCUGUUACAGAAACAUCAUCAGACUAACUGAUUUACAAAUAAGUAUAUAAAUGCUCUUUAUUUACAGCUAAUUCAAAAAAGGUUGUCCUUCGAAAAUCUCAAACCUUAAACUUUGUGUCCCAGAUGAUAAGAUCUCGGGAAGUGAAGAAGUACAUUUUCCCAGUAUAAAAUUUAGUAGCAUCUCUAGAAUCAUAAUCAAGAAGACUCUGAAAGUGUCAUUUCCGAUGAUCUAGAGAUUCCAAAUAUAUUCACCCCCCCCAGUUAAUCAAGCAUCAUAUGCUCCUACAGCACAGUUUGGAUUGGUGCAUGGUGCGGCCAAAUACAUGCACUCGCAUGCAUAAUGCAUUUGAAUUGUGUUUUAUACCGAUACAAUUUAAAGGUUUUGAGAAAAAAAUCCUGCAUAGAUGAAUGAGUACAAAAAUAUAUUGAGCAUCACAAAUUCACACAACUUCCCCAUCAGAUAUCUAAUUGUCCACCCCUUACCACAUAUAGCUAAGGCGCGAAUGUUGUACAUUUUUGUGUUAUUUGCAUCUCAAAAAAAUUCUACUUUUGUCCUACUUUUCUACACAUUUUCCUACUUUAUUCCUACUUUUCCUAAAGGAAUACCGAAUGGUUUUCCGUGCAGGAUUGCGUGAUCCGUGCACGCGGGAUGUUGCGAGACUUUCGGAAAGCAUGAAAAUACACGAGCCGUUGGCGAGUGUAUUUUUACGCUUUCCGAAAGUCGAGCAACAUCCCAAGUGCAUGGAUCAUGCUAUCCUGCACGGGAAAACCAUUUGGCUGGCAAUUGUUUUAUAAAAUUACUACAGUGAAACGACGGUUAACUUGAUUAAAAUUACUGAUGAAAUGCGCAGUUUUCACAACAAUCGUGAAUUAACCAAUCGGAGAAUCGCUACUCCACGCUAUUGAAAACAACAACAAAUGUGAACAGAAUUUGAUCGCAAAUUCGCGAAAAUAUACAGCGAAAAUACAGAAACUUUUUCGAUAAAAUAUACGAAAUUUGAAAUGGAAAACCCGCUAAACAGAGAGCCAAAGUAGUUUUGGAGAUUCUCGACCUGAAUACUUGAAGAUUGCGAAGCGUUUGAACUUUGAAGCGAGAGAUGUUGUACUUGCCAAUUGCCAUGGUCUGAUGAAUUUCAACGCUACGCGUUGCUACUUGCUUAACAGCAAUGUAUCGAUCAGAAAUUUAUUCAUACAACUAAACCAACGACUCAAUAAUUGCAAACUUACUUCAAAGUCGAAAGGUAUGGUACAAUGAAACUUUACAAUGCGAGUAGCUAUAUUUGUAAAAUUAUGUGCAAGAAUUUCUGUUUAGAAUUUCCCGUGCAGGAUUGUCUGAUCCUGCACGGCUGUUGACCAAUCAAAUUGCGUGUUUCACUGUAGUUAUUAUAUAAUGCCUUUUGCAGGUUACUUAAACCUAGUGUCAACAUUUUUAAGCAAACUUGAUGACUUGUUUUUGCAGGAUAUGGGAAAAUUCGAAAUACGUUUCAAAGCAGCUGGAGAAAGUGGGUAUGCAUCAAUAAUUCAAGUGGUCUUUUUUGUAACCAUUUAAAGUAAAAAGUAAUAUGGAUUCUUCUUAUUCUCAUUUAGGAUUGUCAAUGUCGACGAUGCUUGUUAAUGCUGGUUUAACGACAUUUCAAAAAAUCGAAGAGACAAACCCAAGAGAAAUUGAGCUG
Paramuricea clavata is the source of this 5966-nucleotide messenger RNA. NCBI's taxonomy places the organism in Eukaryota, Metazoa, Cnidaria, Anthozoa, Malacalcyonacea, Plexauridae. The record is from the annotation of a GenBank genome assembly.